GGGUGGCGGAGGCGGGGCCGGGAUCCAGGGGGGCCGGGCCGGGGGGUGGGGACACCCCGGCGAGUUCCCGGCGGUGUGUGGGGCUAGUUGUCCCGUCCCGUCCCGUCCCGUCCCGUGGUGCCGGUGCUCGCCAUGGGCUCGGCUCCGCCCGCCUUCAUCGGCGCCGAGGAGGUGGAGAAGCACCUGCCCCGCGCCAGCCUCCUGCUGCCGGCGCUGGAGGCCGCCCUGGGCAACUUCUCGUCGGGCCCCGCGGGAGGCGUCGUGCAGCCGCUGCGCACCGUGCUGGCCGUGCCCGGGCACGGCGGGUACCUCGGCGUCAUGCCCGCGUACAGCGCUGCCGAUGAUGCUCUGACAACCAAGCUGGUGACUUUCUAUGAGCACCUGAAGGAUUCUUCCACCCCUUCUCACCAAGCGACUGUCCUCUUAUUUGACCCUCGCAAUGGUUCUUUGAAAGCUGUCCUGGAUGGCAGUGUCAUCACAGCAAAGCGAACAGCUGCAGUUUCUGCCAUUGCUACCAAGUUGUUAAUGCCAGCUUUUGCAGAGGUGCUGUGCAUUUUGGGAGCUGGUGUUCAAGCAUACAGCCAUUAUGAAAUCCUCACAGAACUCUUCACAUUUAAAGAGGUCAGGAUAUGGAAUCGCAGCCAGGAGAAAGCGGAGAAGUUUGCCAGCUCUGUCCAUGGUCCCGUGCGGGUUUGCUCCUCUGCCCAGGAGGCCGUUGUUGGGGCUGAUGUGAUUGUAACAGUCACCAUGGCAGCAGAACCCAUCCUGUCUGGGGCCUGGGUAAAGCCAGGUGCCCACAUCAAUGCUGUUGGAGCAUGCAGACCAAACUGGAGAGAACUGGAUGACAAACUGAUGAAGAAUUGCUCUCUCUUUGUGGAUUCCAGGGAGGCAGCUUCUGAAGAAUCAGGAGAUGUUAUAUUAUCAGGGGCAGAGAUUUUUGCUGAGCUGGGAGAGGUAUUGAAGGGUACAAAACCAGCCCUGCCUGAGAAAACAACAGUGUUUAAAUCCUUGGGGCUGGCGGUUGAAGAUGCAGUAGCAGCAAAAUUUGUUUAUGAUGCGUGGUCAGCUGCAAACUAAAGGGAAGGGGAAGUCUACAAUGCCAGUGAGGCCAAGGGAAUGGUUUGCACUUCGUUUCCUUGGAUCCUUUGUUAACAAGAAAGGCACCAAUCUCAUCUGAAAGUAGCCCUUCUAGAACACUCAAGAAUUAAAAGUAAAAAUUCAGCAGUUGACUGAUUUCUCAAGUUUUCUAAUUGCAAAUGUUAGAUACCUGCAGUAUUGCUAAUAAAUGUAUCUCUCUUGUAACAA
Molecule: messenger RNA, 1305 nt
Organism: Pseudopipra pipra
Lineage: Eukaryota; Metazoa; Chordata; Aves; Passeriformes; Pipridae
Gene: CRYM
Product: crystallin mu
Exons: 8
Coding region: 133-1077 (314 amino acids)
Biological process (GO): thyroid hormone metabolic process
Cellular component (GO): cytoplasm
Molecular function (GO): thyroid hormone binding
Source: RefSeq, a predicted model, not a curated record